UCUUGUCUCUCCCAGCAACCUUCACUCGUGUGAGAGAGAGAGAGAACUCUCUCAUUUUUCACUCUCUUUCUCGCUCUAACGCAUGCUUUCUCUCUCUUAAAAUUGCCUUGCAUUACACACUCUCUCAAAGAGUUUGCUUUAUUUGCUCAUUAUGCUUUUCGGCUACUGACCAAGUUCCUCUGAUCACAUCUUUUGCUUUCCCCCCUUCAACUUUCGUUGAUUCUUUGAAAAAAUUCUCAUUAGCGACGAAUUCACCGUUUUUUGAUUUGGGGUUGGAUUCUUUUGGAGCUUUCAGCUGAAGAAAUUGGUCGACAUGAUUGCUUCUUCCUGUUGUUUGUUGGGUUUUUCUUUGCCUUCACUCUUCUGAGAUCUGGUGGGAGCUGUGGAUCAUACAAUGGGACGAGAGACAGAAUUGGACUCUGACAGCAUUUGCUCGGUGGAUCUGAGUCCUAACACUGUUCUUCCAUCGUUUCCACGGCGUUCGAGCAUGAAAAAGAGAAGCACGAAAAAAAAACACAAGCAUAAAGACUUUGUAUUGAAUGUGAAGGAUGAUUUUACGGAGAUUAGAUUUAGUGGCGACCGCAGGUCUCGAAAAAGCAAUUCUCCUGGCCUAGUUGAACUGGAAGAUGAUAAGCAUAAAGAUUUUGUGUUGAAUGUAAAGGAUGAUUUUACAGAAAUCAGAUUUGGUCGUGACCAAAGGUCUCGUAAAAGCAAUUCAUCUAGCCUCGUUGAACUGGAAGAUGAUGAAGUGCUUCAGCAGGGUUCUAAGUACCAAAGCUCCGAAGAUGUAGGUAACACAGAAGGGAUGAACAUUCAUGGGGAAAGGAGAAAAAUCGAAAUUUCGCAUGACAAUUACACCUCUUGGUCUUCUGGUAUUAUUGCCACUUUGUGCAGUUCAGAUGAGGAAAUCCCAAGGCGGAGAUCUCCAGUAUUAUUAUCAUUAGACAAAAAACUGAAUCAAUCACCAGUUAGUAAAGCUUGCAUAGGUCCGCGUUCAUCAGAUAGCUUCAUUGAGAUCUACUUAGGUUCUGAGAACAGUGAAAAUCUAUCGAAAGAUUCUAUCAAUCAUCUUGAAAAUGUUAAAGGUGUUGGACCCCUUGACAGUGGCAAGGAACGUUUGAAGAGAGACAAGCUCCACACAUUGCAGAAGUCACUCUCUGCUAAGGUAGAAAUGCCUAAAAAUCAGCUUCCAUUGGAAAGUGAUCUACGGUUUCGACACAGCCCAAAGGUUCAUAUCAGUCCUUUCAGGAAAAUGUUGGAUCCAUUUAUGAAAUCUAAAUCUGUCAGAAGUCGUUUCAGUCAUGCAGUAGAAGAUGGUGGAGAUAAAGCUGUUAGGACAUUUGGCCUGCGAAAAAAUGAGACAUACAGAAAAUCUUUGUUGCAAGAUUUCUCAAAUACAGCAAAGAGUUUAGAUUGUGAUUCUCAUUUUGUGAAUAAUGACAAUCACCAAACUGGUGGUGUAGCAUCUUCACCCGUUCAUUUACAUGGCUCUCUCAAGUUGGGAAAAAAACAUGGGAUGCCAUUUUUUGAGUUCUCUCAGAACUUCCCUGAAGAUGUCUAUGUGGCUAAGACGUGGAAGACAGGCAAUGCUUUUAAAUGGGUGUAUACAUUUUAUUCCGUGGAUCAUCGAAAAAAAGGUAAUGCAAGUGGUUUUGGAUUAAAUCACAGCUGCAAAAACUCCUUACUGGUGGGUCAGAUGCAAGUUUCCUGUUAUUUAUCCUCUGAACUUAGAGAUGGUGGUUUCGACAACUCCAUGGUCACAGAAUUUGUUCUGUAUGAUACUGCACGUGCUAGACAGAGUACUGCCUCCCAAGAAAAUUGUGACUCUAUUCCCGAUGUUGUCAAACCUCCCAAAAGUUCUAAUCUGGAAGCAUUCAGUAUGAAUGAUGGGACCCCUCUUGAAAAACCCAAACUUCAGCAAAAACAUGCUUCUGAAAAUUGUGAUUAUGGUUCUAUAGAUUCUUGCCCUAGGGAUUCAGCAGAUUUACAUCCAAACUUGGAAUCUGCAGCUAUUGUUAUGCAAAUCCCAUUUAGCAAGAGAGAGAGCUUGAAGUAUAAAAGAGGUGAUAAGACGAGCAGUAAAAUGAACUCAGUCAUACAAAAUCUCUCUAAGAUUGAAAAAAGGAUAGACGAAUCUCCUCGUCGCACAACACAAGAAACUCUGAAGGUGGUACUUCCCAUUGGAAACCAUAGUUUGCCAGCUGUCGAAAGCCAUGGCCCUUCUACAUUACUGGAUCGAUGGAGGUUGGGAGGUGGUUGCGACUGUGGCGGUUGGGACCUGGGUUGUCCUCUUCUAAUUUUGGGCAGCCGCAGUAUCCACUGUGCUGGAAAUCAAGCACAAAAGGAGAAACGGACUUUUGAGCUCUUUCUUCAGGGAGUAAAGGACAACACUCCAGCGUUGACCAUGAAUGUUGUCAAAGAUGGACAAUACUCGGUCGAUUUUCAUGCGCAGUUAUCAACAUUACAAGCAUUCUCCAUUUGUGUUGCUAUUUUACACGCGACCGAAGCCUGCAAUGCUAUCCAGGUGGAGGAAACAAAAGAGUUACAGCAUUGUAAUUCCUUAAAAUUUCUUCUCGAGGAAGAAGUAAAAUCCUUGAUUGACGCAGUCACGAUGGAGGAGAAUAAAAGAGAAACAAGAACUUUGAAAGAAACGCCGCCAUCAUAUCUGCUCAAUCCUCCAUUUUCUCCCAUUGCUAGGGUGUAGUGUAGGAUUAAGGCCAGGUUGAUCAGUGCACGUAUUAUGGCUUCCUCAGAUGAUUCCAGAUUGACUCUAGAGAGAUCACCUGAUUAGAGUCAUGGAAGCUGCUUAUAAAGUUCAAAUGGAAGUAAGGUACAAGGAACCUUUUCAGCUACUGCACGGGCUCUCGGAGUCGGGGGAUCGGAAUUCUUUUGUAGAACAGAGCAAGAGCUUACUUAAAGAAAAGCUGAAAUGACUAGUAGGAGAGACUUGGGAAGAUGCUAAUUAGGGGAACUCCACAUCAAGAGGGUGUCAGGGCCCUUUUAUUUAUUAUUCUUCAAAACCAAACCUUUUUGAAUAACUUGAUAGUUAACUGUCCAUAUUGUAAUUUGGUAGGGAGAUAUGAGUAGCAAAUUGAUAACUAGGGAAACUAUUGUCCUUCACAUUGGACUUUCUGUAUAUUAUAUUGUUAGAGGGGAAGUGAAAGUCUUGUAUGGGUAUAAAUAUA
Messenger RNA from Momordica charantia (bitter melon), 3185 nucleotides. RefSeq lists its product as uncharacterized. The record is from RefSeq and is a predicted model, not a curated record. NCBI's taxonomy places the organism in Eukaryota, Viridiplantae, Streptophyta, Magnoliopsida, Cucurbitales, Cucurbitaceae.